UGCAAGAAGGCUACUCGCCAAAAAUAAUACAUUUUCGUUAUUUUUAUUUUAUACAAAUCCAAUUAUUUGUUAUAAAUGUAGUCUCAAAUGUUACUUAGCUAGUCAACUAAGUUUCGCACAAUGUUUAAAAUUGAAAGUGAAAUUGUGUUUGACAGAAGAAAACUAGGCAGGUGUGACAGCAAGAAUACCGCAUAGAGGAUUUCAAGGGGAGAAAAUAUAGAAUUUGACCCAAUUUGGUUUUUCAAAGCUGAAUAUGGGUAAAAGUGAGCUAAGGUUGGAUUCUGCGGGUGCUUUGGUCGGGAGCGCCUUGUCAAAUCGUCGGCAUAACAUUUGACCCAGUUAGUGGCUGUGCGUUGACCUGAGAUCCCAUGGAACUGUAUGCGGACUAAGGCACGAUGUUAUUUUUAGGAUACAGCUUUGCAGAUAAUUAAAUAUUUAUAGAUGCUGUACGCGAUACUAGAUCGGAAAACAGAUAACAAACGAAAGUUUCCUUGACCUUUUCCUCUGCAGAAUGGUGAAGAAUGUACAUACAAUGGGAUAGCUAUAAGGACCUGGCAAGAACUACCGUAGAAUGCACAUAGCAUGAAGAUGACUUCCUCACAAGGGAUCAAUUUACUCAUAGCACUAUUUACACACACACACGCAAUUCUCUGAAAAAUGAAGUUACGAUUCUAAAUUUGAAAAGUCAUAUCAAAUCCAAAAGUUAAAGCUGUUCUUACAAUGGUUACUUAGUGAAUGUACGAUCAGUGUAGGAUAUAAGCUCACCUGGGCUGGUAUAGGGCCGCGUGCCCACUAGUGGUGACGCAGGAGUGAUGAAGAAGCAAAAUGUACGAACUUUGUCGUUGAUUGUGUGUACGUUCACAUACCUGUUGGUUGGUGCGGCCGUUUUUGACGCGCUCGAGUCUACUACGGAGAGGAACAGAUUUGAAGUUUUACAAGCAAUCGAAGGCAUGAUAAUCCGGAAGUACAACAUAACGGAGGAAGACUUCCGGGUGAUGGAGACGGUGGUGCUCAAGUCCGAGCCCCACAAGGCAGGGCAACAGUGGAAGUUCACCGGCGCCUUCUAUUACGCCACCACCGUGCUUACUACCAUUGGCUACGGGCACUCGACGCCCGCAACGGUCGGCGGCAAGUUGUUCACGAUGUUCUACGCGAUCGUCGGCAUCCCGCUUGGCCUGAUCAUGUUCCAGAGCAUCGGUGAACGGGUCAACAGACUUAGCAGUGUUAUAAUAAAGUCCCUGAAACACGCGAUGAACUGCAAAGCCACCAGCGCGUCUGAGGUGGACCUCAUAUGUGUGGUGACGACGUUAUCAUCGCUCACAAUCGCUGGUGGCGCCGCGGCGUUUUCCAAGUUUGAGGGCUGGAGUUACUUCGACAGCGUUUACUAUUGCUUCAUCACGCUUACCACUAUAGGUUUCGGCGACAUGGUAGCUUUACAAAAGGACAACGCGCUGAAUCGCAAGCCCUCUUACGUGAUGUUCGCGCUCAUCUUCAUCCUGUUCGGGCUGGCCAUAGUGGCCGCCUGUCUCAACUUGCUGGUGCUGCGUUUCGUCACCAUGAACACGGAGGACGAGAAACGGGACCAGGCUCAAGCGGAACAGGCGCAGCAAGUAGCCGUACGGUUGGAAGGCGACGUGAUCACUGCGGACGGGGCGGUGCUACGCGGCGUCGCUCGCGGCACGCGGCUCCCGGCCUCCGGGCAAGGCGAUACGUCGAUGAUGCCGCUGUAUGUCGACGAUGAGUACCCGCCGAGCGUCUGUAGCUGCUCCUGCAACUGCUUUGGACCUAACAAUUUCCAACUGGAGCCGGACGACUUCCGCGAAAUCGUGGCCAAGCGCCGAGAGCAACUCCGCAAAGGCAUGAUGAUGUAUGAGAUGUGCAACAACAACGAGCAGUACCUUCAUCCGUACCGCCACAGCACCUCCACCAGGGUGGAGACCAGCCCGCACAGCUCCUCUCUCUACUCCAUGAACAUGAGAUCCGACAACCGGAGCAAUGACCCACUAGUCGAUGACUACGACUCUGAAAAAUCCAGCUAUGCCCGGAAGAAACUACUAAAGAACAUAGCCAGAAAUACUUCUAAACAAGAAAAUUAUUUCUACGAUGAUGCUGUGUUGCACUUCGAUGAUGAAUAUGCCUUCGAUGGCUCCAUACUCUUCGCUAAGCGGAGAAAAUCAGUCGACAGAAACUGGGAUUUUGCCAUGCCGAAGCAGGAUCCGGACCAAAUAUCCAACGAAAGCUUCGGGUACUACCUACCUGAUGACGAUGACUUGGAACAGUAUUACGCGAACGAUACUCUAACUUUCAAUCUGCCACCGCAUCGCGCGAGCAUAUAGUGUCAGUGCCAAAUAGGUUAGUGUUAGUUCCAAACUAAAAAUGGGCCAAUUAAUACUACGGUUAAAGUAGACUUUUACAAUUUUGCGGUAGAAUUUGAACGUUAUAGCUUUUACACAUAGUGUGUAGUUGCGUUUUUUAUUCAUGUUCUAUGGAUUGAGCUUGGCUUCUGUAGAUAGUGUACAGUGUUUCGGCGGCUUUUUAGUGUGCGUGGAGCGCCGGCCUCUCGAAUGGCAAGUACCUACUGUAUUACACUCUGGCACACACACUUUGUCAGAAGAAAAAUGGCAAAUUUAAAAAAAUGCAUCCCAACUAAAACUUAAUAAUUUCGCGCCCUGACUGCCUAACAAAUUGGGUGUGUCUGAGUUUAUUUUUAUUUUUUAAUCCAACAUUGAUUAAAUUCAAUGUUUAGUAUGUAAAAUUGCGAAAUCUCUGCCAAAUUAUAAAUUAGUUGUCUUCCAUAAAAGCCAAAUGAAUCAAAACAAGUCCUUAACUUUUAAUGUAAAGAGUGAUUUGUUUGACGGGAAUAAAUUCA
Molecule: messenger RNA, 2869 nt
Organism: Leguminivora glycinivorella
Lineage: Eukaryota; Metazoa; Arthropoda; Insecta; Lepidoptera; Tortricidae
Product: two pore potassium channel protein sup-9-like
Exons: 9
Coding region: 813-2336 (507 amino acids)
Biological process (GO): stabilization of membrane potential; potassium ion transmembrane transport
Cellular component (GO): membrane
Molecular function (GO): potassium ion leak channel activity
Source: RefSeq, a predicted model, not a curated record